Molecule: messenger RNA, 1046 nt
Organism: Daucus carota subsp. sativus
Lineage: Eukaryota; Viridiplantae; Streptophyta; Magnoliopsida; Apiales; Apiaceae
Product: 21 kDa protein
Exons: 1
Coding region: 104-730 (208 amino acids)
Biological process (GO): negative regulation of catalytic activity
Molecular function (GO): enzyme inhibitor activity
Source: RefSeq, a predicted model, not a curated record
AGAAACAUAAACUAAACUUUCUUCUUUGUAUAAAAAGCUUUAAGCUACCUCUCAUAUUUUCUUCCAAGUUCAUCACUUUCUUUUCUUAUCCUUCUCUCAAUACAUGGCAAAUCUUGGUCUUUACUACUUGUUUUUUGUUUUAUUUUCUUUCCAUUUUGUGACUAACAAUGCUGCAGGUUCUGCUGUUGCCGUAAACUCGAAAAAUGGUGCCACAAAUUUCAUCAGGCUUUCCUGCAGAGCAACUCUGUAUCCAGUCUUAUGUUUCCAGUCUCUCUCAAUGUAUGCUACCAAAAUCCAACAGAACGAGCGCCACCUCGCAGAAGCAGCGCUCUCUGUAAGCCUAGCCAAGGCGAGGUUCACUGCAAUGUUCGUGUCCAAAUUGACCAAAGUGUCAGGAAUUAGGCCAAGAGAGUUCAGAGCAGUGAAAGAUUGUAUCGAAAACAUGGGCGAUACGGUUGAUCAGCUUUCGAGAUCCAUGAAGGAAAUGAGCCGAAUCCGGGGCAAUCAAGACUUCAUGUGGCACAUGAGCAAUGUGCAGACAUGGGUAAGUGCUGCUUUAACAUAUGAGAACACUUGUUUUGAUGGCUUUUCUGGGAAUUUUAUGGAAGGGAAUGUUAAGGCUGCGGUUAAGAGAAGGAUUGUCACUGUUGCACAAGUUACUAGCAAUGCACUUGCGCUUGUUAAUAGGUUUGCUGAAAGACACCAAGCUGCAGCCACAAAUAUGCCAUAGUUUAAUUUUUGCUUGCUUUUGAGUCUGUAUGUGAGUGCUUAAGUUCAGUUGUUUUUUUUGUUAAACCGGUGUCGGGCCAGCUUUCGCGCACCACGACUAAUCCGAUUCAUGCCUCAAGACAACAGGUUUUAAGCGUCGCUGUCCAACCAUUCGAGACCCCGUGUGGUUGCUUGAGUUCAGUUUUGUUGCUGGUUGAAGCCACCAAAAUGGUCAAGACUUUUCCAAAGUCUAUCUUUGCUUUGCUAGUGUGUCUAUGUACAGUUUAUGUUGAGAUUAUGUUCAAGUGCUUUAUAUACUUCUCCGCAUCCUUUCUUCA